AUGAAUAAGACAAGGGCUGUUAAUGAUGUUUUUCAUUUCCUGAUCAGCAAGAACUGGAGCUCAAGCCGAAGCUUUCCUAUGAACAUUUCUAAUCAGUGCAUGAACAUCACUGACCUUACUGUCUUUCUGGCCACCUCCUACAGCUUGGAGACUGUUCUGGGCAUUGUGGGAAACAUCUGUCUGAUUGCUGUCAUUGCCAGGCAGAAGGAAAAGGCAAAUGUCACCAAUAUCCUAAUUUCCAACUUAAUAAUUUCAGACUUGUUUAUGUGUCUUGUCUGCCUGCCUUUCACUGUUGUUUACACUAUGAUGGACUACUGGAUAUUUGGAGAAGUCAUGUGCAAAAUGACCUCUUUCACUCAGUGCACAACUGUGACAGUGUCAAUCCUUUCCCUUGUCCUUAUUGCUCUGGAAAGACACCAGCUCAUCAUAAACCCAACUGGCUGGAGGCCAAAUACCUCCCAAGCCUACCUAGGCAUUGGAGUGAUUUGGACUUUAGCAUGUCUCAUGUCCCUACCCUUUUUGACCACAUCCAUCUUGUCUAACGAGUUGUAUGAGCAGCUCUCACACUUCAUGAAUUUUUCCACUGAUAAGGCAAUAUGUAUCAACUCGUGGCCUUCUGAGCAGCACAAACUUAUCUACACUACCACUUUACUGCUCUUGCAAUAUUGCAUCCCUCUGUUCUUCAUCAUCCUUUGCUACCUGCGAAUCUACUUACGCCUGCAGAAGAGGAAGGACAUGUUUGAGAAGAGCGAGUACAGCAACCGAGUGGUCCAGCUGAGAAGGAUAAACAUCUUGCUAGCAUCCAUGGUUGCUGCUUUUGCCGUUUGCUGGCUACCACUGCAUGUUUUCAACACCAUCGUGGACUGGAAUUACAAAAUCAUCUCGCCUUGCCACCACAACCUGAUCUUCUCAUUGUGCCACCUGGUAGCUAUGGCUUCUACCUGUGUCAACCCCGUCAUUUAUGGCUUCCUAAACAGCAACUUCAAAAAAGAAGUGAAGUCACUGAUUCUAAGCUGCCAGCAUAAUUCAGUAACUGCCUCAAUGGAAGAAUAUGAUCAUUUGCCUUUAUCCACCAUGCAGACUGAAAUUUCCAAGGGGUCACUAAUGUUGAACUGCAGGCACAAUUCUAUCUAA
Camarhynchus parvulus is the source of this 1134-nucleotide messenger RNA. It is a transcript of the gene NPY4R2, whose product is annotated as neuropeptide Y receptor Y4-2. Gene Ontology annotation, biological process: G protein-coupled receptor signaling pathway. Gene Ontology annotation, cellular component: neuron projection; plasma membrane. The coding region runs from base 1 to 1134 and encodes 377 amino acids. Lineage: Eukaryota; Metazoa; Chordata; Aves; Passeriformes; Thraupidae. Gene Ontology annotation, molecular function: pancreatic polypeptide receptor activity; neuropeptide binding. The transcript has a single exon. The record is from RefSeq and is a predicted model, not a curated record.